Molecule: messenger RNA, 966 nt
Organism: Laccaria bicolor S238N-H82
Lineage: Eukaryota; Fungi; Basidiomycota; Agaricomycetes; Agaricales; Hydnangiaceae
Exons: 6
Source: RefSeq, a predicted model, not a curated record
CAAGAAUCACACGAUGCCGCAGUCAAUGCCAUCCGAUCCUUUCUUAAGUGUCACACUUCUUACGAUGCCUUCCCUGUGAGCUUCAGGCUCAUAGUCCUCGACACAAAGCUCAACGUUAAGAAAGCUCUUCAAUGCGUCGUCUCCGCUCCCCUUUGGAACAGCGAAAAAUCCCGUUUCGCAGGCAUGCUCACCGUUCUGGACAUCAUUCAUCUCAUUCAGUAUUACUAUCGCACUGCAUCAUACGAUUACGCCGCAACCGAUGUCGAGACAUUUCGUUUGGAAUCCCUGAGAGACAUCGAACGUGAACUGGGAGUUGCUCAACCACCACUUUUGCGUGAGCAUCCAUCAAGCACGUUGUAUGAUGCUGCCAAGCUUCUUAUCCAAACCCACGCGCGACGGCUACCCUUGCUUGACAAUGACACUGAGACGGGCCAUGAGGUCAUCGUAUCUGUCCUCACCCAAUACCGAUUGCUCAAGUUCAUUUCAAUCAACUGUCACAAGGAGAUCCAACAGCUCCAUCAAUCAUUGCGCAAACUGAGAAUCGGAACCUAUGUUGCCUCACCUCCUUCGGAACUACGUGAAGGCCAAAAUCCUUACCAUCCAAUUGCCACUGCCAGUCUCAAUACCCCUGUUUUUGAUGUUGUUCAUAUGUUUUCCGAACGCUCGAUCUCCGCCGUUCCCAUCAUUGAUGAGCAGGGCGUUGUGGUUAACCUUUAUGAGACAGUAGAUGUCAUCACACUCGUCCGGCUAGGCGCAUACCAAUCCUUAGAUCUCAAAAUCUCGGAGGCUCUCAAUCAGAGGUCUCCUGAUUUCCCUGGCGUUGUCGUCUGCACUGCUUCAGAUUCUCUUGGAACGUUGCUGCAACUCAUCAAGAAAAGACGAGUGCAUCGCCUUGUUGUCGUUGAGGGAGAGAAAGGUAGGCUAUUGGGUAUCAUUACAUUGAGCGAUGUCCUGCGAUACGUCAUU